This is a messenger RNA of Echinococcus granulosus, 10815 nucleotides long. Its product is annotated as Dynein heavy chain 5, axonemal. Gene Ontology annotation, cellular component: dynein complex. Gene Ontology annotation, biological process: microtubule-based movement. The record is from RefSeq and is a predicted model, not a curated record. Gene Ontology annotation, molecular function: dynein intermediate chain binding; dynein light intermediate chain binding; minus-end-directed microtubule motor activity. The coding region runs from base 1 to 10815 and encodes 3604 amino acids. The transcript is spliced from 39 exons. NCBI's taxonomy places the organism in Eukaryota, Metazoa, Platyhelminthes, Cestoda, Cyclophyllidea, Taeniidae.
AUGCUUUCAAAAUAUCUAGGAAGUAGUUUAACAAAGGAUAAAUCUGCUCCUGCAAGUCCACCACCAGCAUCGGCAUUGUGUAUCCGAGAGUCUUUCAACUUGCAGACCAAUCAGAUCUCCAAAUAUGCAGUAGAAGCGAGAAGUAACGUUCGGUUCCUGACCAGCUUUGAAAAGUACUUCGGAUCGGUAUUCCACGACAGUCCGACACCGGAAGGUCAGAAGCAGGUUAAACGAUUUAACCAACUAGCAACUGUUCUGGUAAAAUACGAGGCAGUGAACUACCGCAAGUGGUGCAAAAGCCUUGAGGAUACCUCAUGUAAACUCCUUGAAUCUCCUCUCUUAACUCGUGACCCCGAGAGAGGCCAGUUUUCAGUAAACCCCCCCUUCACCACCUUGACCAUCAUUCGGGAGUCCCAGAUCCUCCGCAAACUCGGUCUCAAGGUGCCCAAGAUCGCCAUGGAGCUCCUACUCCAGGAGAGGGAGCUCAAGAACCAUAAUGAUCAACUUAAGGAGCAACUUUUGCGGUUUGAAAAACUGCAGCUUUGCAUUGCCCAGCCUAUGACGGCGAUAUUUCAGCCAUUUUUGAACGCAGUCGCCAAAAGUCUCUACCCCGGAGUGGCAGACAUCACUUGGAAUUCGAUGCAAUUUGAUAACUUUAUCAAGAAGGUGGCGUUGAGCUUAGACAAAUUUGAGCUCGUCGUGAAGCAAGCUAGAGAUUUACUGGAUUGUCGAAUCAACGUUCUUCUGACCGAGAUGUUAACAGUACUGCCUCUGGAUUUGAGAGAUUGCAAAGCCCUUUCAAUUGAAGCCUUUUUACAGAAUCUCACCUCCGUUCUGCCUUCUACCACCGUUGAGUUAAAUAUGAAGAGUAAGCUCGUGGAGAGCGCGGUGAACGAUCUUGUGGAGACAUUGAUGAACAAUCUCGACAAAGAGUAUGCGAAGGUUCUUUCAAAAGAGAAUCACUUUAGCUGCUCAAAUCCUACAAAGAAGGGUAAUAGAUGCAACCAUUGCCUCAACUGCCUCUUUUUCGAUCUGCUUAGUCAAUUCAGCCAACGAAAUAUUGAGGCAGUUAUUACAUAUUUGUUAGGAAUCUUGGAGGAAUUGAGAUCACGUCUACAGGCGGAUGUAUCAAAGCCAGGUUUCAUUUCCUCCGAAUCGAAGGCGUCAGUGGAAAACGAGGCUUUCUUCGUGUUGGAGAUGAGUCUAGAAAUUCCCAACAUCGUUUGUCGACCAUCACUAACUGAUUUGCAGGCGGGUCUGAGCAGAGCCAUCAAUAUGAUUCUUCGUGUUUCUGACGGUAUUCAGCCAUGGGAUCAUGUCAAACAUUGCCAGAUGUUAUUUAAGUCCAUUCCUUCGAGUCUCCUUCGGCCUCUACGAAAGCUGGUGCAAGAAAAUAAGAAUAUCAUCAAGGUAGUGGCUGACUUGAACUCGUGCGUUACCUACUACUCCGGUGAUAUAGCCAGGCUUGUGAACGAACUCUCCUCUGAUUUCUCCUAUCUCUGGAAGGCAGCUGAUCCACUCAGUUUUGCAAAGGAGUUCAUUGAUAAGAAACCAUCAAUCUCGGAAGUAGGUGAUGAGUUACGUCGAUUCAAGCAUUGGUGCAAUUGCUUAAAGGCUUUUGAAGAGGCAUCUUUGAAACUGCCUGCAAGUUAUCGAUUGGGUUCACUCCUGCUCAGAACAGAGGCAAUGAAAGACAGUCUCAUCGCGGAAUGCCGUUCCUGGCGAUUAGCUAUUGGUAGUGCUUUGAAUACCAAAUGUGGGGUUAAAAUGACAUCAGCUUUGGAUAAGAUGGAAGAUCUACUGAAACGUCUCCAGCGUCCAGUGAAGGAUUUGGACGAUAUAAGGGCGAAGAUGGCAGCUCUGGAUGAAUUCCGCCAAUCAGAAAUUGACCUUGAAUUGUUCCUAAUCGAACCCAUGGCGGAGGCCUAUUCCCUUCUGGCUAGCUUUGAUGUCCACUUCACUGAUGGUAACGCAGAACGGGUUGAGAGUCUAGCGUAUACUCUGCAGAAACUGAAGACUCAAGCUUCCGCAUCGAGUAAACAUUUACUGUUUAUUCAACCAGUCUUCAAGGCCGAGCUGGAAGCUUGUGUGGAACAGUUCCAGAAGGAGAAUGAACAGUUCACAUUUGACUACCGGACGAGAGGUCCCAUGGAACAGAACAUUGACCCACAUGAAGCCUCGGAUCGUUUAGCCCUCUUCAACGCGCGAUUUGAUGACCUCUGGGCAAAAUAUGAGACAUAUUCCGAGGGCGAGCGACUAUUUGGCCUGCCGGUUCGUGAGUACCCGGACUUGCACACCAUCCAGAAGGAGUUGGGUCUGCUUCAAAAGUUGUACCAACUCUACAACUCCGUGCUAGACACUAUUGGUGGAUAUUACAAUACGCCAUGGACGAAUAUCGACAUUGAGAUGAUUAAUCAGCAGUUGAUAGACUUCCAGACAAGAUGUAGACGGUUACCGAAGGGUUUGAAAGAAUGGCCAGCAUACGAGGCAUUACAGAAGAAGAUUGAUGACUUUAAUGAGACCUGCCCACUGUUGGAAAUGAUGGCAAAUAAGUCGAUGCUGCCUCGACACUGGAAACGAAUAGAGACGGUAACAAACUGUCAACUCGACGUGUAUGCGGAGGGCUUCCUGUUGAAAAAUCUAAUGGAACUUCCAUUACUGGAGCACAAGGAAGAUAUUGAAGAUAUAUGCACCUCAUCGGUGAAAGAACGCGAUAUCGAAGCCAAAUUGAAGUCCAUAAUUAAUGACUGGACGGCCCAGGAAUUCCAGUUCUCUGUGUUUAAAAAUCGAGGAGAAUUGCUUUUCAAGGGCGACGUGGCGAUAGAAGCGAUAGCUCUGCUGGAGGACUCCCUCAUGGCGUUGAGUUCGCUGCUCUCCAACCGCUACAACGCUCCCUUCAAACCGCGUAUUCAAGAGUGGGUGCACAAACUCACCACAACCAACGAGGUCAUUGAGAAUCUCUUCAAGGUCCAGAAUCUGUGGGUCUACCUCGAAGCGGUCUUUGUGGGUGGCGAUAUCGCAAAACAACUGCCGCAGGAGGCGAAGCGCUUUGCCACCAUUGACAAAUCCUGGCAACGCGUGGUUCAACGUGCCCACGAGACCUCCAACAUGGUGGCCUGUUGCUCUGUGGAUGACACGCUGACCCAGGUGCUGCCCUACCUGUUGGAACAACUGGAGGUGUGCCAAAAGUCCCUGACCGGCUACUUGGAGUCCAAACGUCUCGUCUUCCCUCGCUUCUUCUUCGUCUCCGACCCAGCACUGUUGGAAAUCCUAGGCCAAGCCUCUGAUUCCCACACCAUUCAGGCUCACCUCCUCUCUGUCUUCGAUAGCAUUAAAUCAGUCACUUUCGAUGAGACCGUCUAUGAUCGGAUUCUCGCUGUUAAUUCAACCAAUGAAACCAUUGAACUUGAAGCUCCAGUUAUGGCUCAGGGUCACGUUGAGGUGUGGUUGGGUGAGCUAUUAAAGAUGGCCCAAGAGUCACUGCGUCAGGUCAUCCACAGCGCCUAUUGUGUGCUCAAUGAUGAGGAGAACUUCGAUUUGCUGAAAUUCGAAGACUCAUUCAUAGCACAGGUGGGUCUCCUCGGCCUUCAGUUGUUAUGGACGCGUGAUGCUGAAGACGCGCUCAGCAACGCACGCACCAACCCGGCGGCAAUGCGAGAGACCAACUUGCGUUUCCUCAAGAUCCUCAAUCAGUUGAUCGAGGUCACGACCAAGGAGCUAACUCCACUGGAGAGAACUAAGUAUGAGACUCUCAUUACAAUCCACGUUCAUCAGAAGGACAUUUUUGAUGAUUUGGUGAAAAUGCGGGUCAAAUCGCCGACGGACUUGGAGUGGCUGAAGCAGUCACGCUCGUACUACAAUGAAGAGAGAGAGCAGUACAUAGUGAGCAUCACCGAUGUUGACUUCAUCUACCAGAAUGAAUUCCUUGGCUGCACCGACCGAUUGGUCAUCACGCCUCUUACGGAUAGAUGCUACAUCACCCUGGCUCAAGCCCUGGGCAUGUCGCUGGGUGGGGCCCCGGCAGGUCCUGCAGGCACGGGCAAGACAGAGACAGUGAAGGAUAUGGGACGAUGCCUGGGGAAGUACGUGGUGGUCUUCAAUUGCUCCGAUCAAAUGGACUAUCGCGGUUUAGGCCGCAUCUUCAAGGGUCUCGCGCAGUCGGGUGCUUGGGGUUGCUUCGAUGAGUUCAAUCGCAUCGAACUACCUGUCCUCUCGGUGGCUGCACAGCAGAUCGCCAUUGUGUUGGCCUGCAAAAAGGAGCGCAAACAUCAAUUCGUCUUCAGUGACGGUGAUGUGGUCGAUAUGAAUCCCGAGUUUGGCAUCUUUCUCACUAUGAAUCCCGGUUAUGCAGGACGUCAGGAGCUGCCAGAAAAUUUAAAAAUCAACUUUCGUACUGUCUCAAUGAUGGUGCCAGACAGACAAAUAAUCAUUCGUGUCAAGUUGGCAGCCUGCGGUUUCUUAAAGAACAUCGAAUUAGCCGCCAAAUUCUACACGCUGUACAAACUCUGUGAAGAACAGCUUUCAAAACAAGUACACUACGACUUUGGACUGCGAAAUAUUCUCUCGGUGCUGCGCACCCUGGGCGCCUUUAAGCGGGCCAAUACGGACCAGUCGGAGCCGAUCUGCGUGAUGCGCGUGCUACGCGACAUGAAUGUGAGCAAGUUGGUGGACGAGGACGAGCCCCUUUUCAUGUCUCUCAUCGAUGACCUUUUCCCUGGCAUGCACCUUGAAAAGAAGGGCUAUCCCAGCAUGGAGGCUGCAAUCAAAAAAGAGGUAGAAGAUCAGCAACUCAUAUUCCAUCCACCCUGGGUGCUCAAACUUAUCCAAAUGUACGAGACCCAACGCGUUCGCCAUGGAUUUAUGGCUCUAGGUCCCUCGGGAUCUGGGAAAACCUGUUGCAUCACCACUCUCCUUGCUGCCAUGACAGCGGAGACCGGAGUUCCCUAUCGGGAGAUGCGUAUGAAUCCAAAGGCUAUCACAGCUCCCCAGAUGUUUGGUCGUCUCGAUGUGGCUACUAACGACUGGACGGAUGGAAUCUUUUCCACUUUAUGGCGUAGAACCACGAGGUUGAAGAAGGCGGAACAUUGUUGGAUUGUGCUAGACGGUCCAGUGGAUGCAAUUUGGAUUGAGAAUUUGAAUUCUGUUUUGGAUGAUAAUAAGACUCUAACACUGGCCAAUGGUGAUCGCAUUCCCAUGGCACCGAAUGCAAAGAUUGUCUUUGAGGUGCACAAUAUUGACAAUGCUUCACCCGCUACGGUGUCGAGGAAUGGGAUGAUUUAUAUGUCCAGCUCAAUUCUAAACUGGAAACCGAUUAUUCAAGCAUGGCUACUGAGAAAGUCACCGAAGACCAGAGAGGUAGUGAUGAGCAUUCUAGAAAAAUUCUUUGAAGACGCCUAUCGCUACGUAAUCGAAAAUCUGAAGGCAAAAAUGGAGCUGCUUGAAUGCAACUAUAUCAAGCAGAUAAUCGAUCUUCUGGAAGGUCAGCUGCAGGAUCGUGACGAGAAGGAACUACCCGAUGAAUGUCUCAGAAAGCUGGUCAUUUUCGCCUCUAUGUGGUCUCUCGGUGCUCCUUUAGAGUUGGAAGAACGCGGCAAGUUGGAGCAGCUUCUUCGAACGAAUCAUGCUGAUCUCCCACUCCCCGAAGUCACCAAAGGCGACACUGCCCAGACCAUGUUCGAGUUUCUGGUUGAUAACGAUGGCAACUGGCAGCAUUGGAGCAGCAGAGUUGAAGACUACGUCUAUCCUCAUGAUUCCACCCCCGAUUAUACGAAGAUUCUUGUCCCCAAUGUGGAUAAUACGCGGACAGAAUUCCUUAUUCAUACUAUAGCUAAGCAAGCAAAACCAGUUCUUCUCAUCGGUGUGCAGGGAAGCGCAAAGACGGUGAUGGUAAAAGGCUACUGUGGUCGCAGUGAUCCAGAAACGCAUCUAGUGAAGACUGUAAACUUCUCCUACGCCACUACGCCAAAUAUGUUCCAAAGGACUGUGGAGAGUUUUGUGGAGAAGCGGGUAAUCGCAGCAAUGAUUCAUCCUGGUGGAGGUAGGAACGACAUUCCACAGCGUCUCAAACGCCAUUUCUCCGUUUUCAAUUGCACCCUUCCAAGCGACACCUCCAUGGAUCGAAUUUUUAGCUGUCUGGCGGAAGGUCACUUCUGUGAAGAACGUAGCUUUCUGGCUGAAGUGCGUAAUCUUGCCAGAACCCUAGUUUCCUCCACACGUCUCCUAUGGCAACGUGUCAAAGCGAAGAUGCUCCCUACUCCUGCAAAAUUCCACUACGUCUUUGAUCUUCGUGACAUCAGUCGAGUAUGGCAGGGAAUGCUUCGAGCAGAAGCCGAGGUCAUUUCAACACCACAGCGCCUUCUAGCUUUGUGGUGGCAUGAGGUCAGCCGGGUCAUCGCCGAUCGAUUUAUUGAUUUCGAUGAGAAGAAGUGGUUUGUGAACGCGUUGAAACAGACGGGAGAAGAGGUGGGAGGUGCUACUGUGGCCUCAGAACUAUGCUCCAAGGAACCCUUCUUCGUGGAUUUCUUGCGCGACCCACCAGAGGCGACUGGUGAUGAACCCGAUGAUUUUGUCUUUGAGGCACCGAAGAUCUAUGAACCAGUGGAUGGUCUUGAAGCACUGGCGAAUAGGUUGAGCCACUUUCAGACCAUGUACAAUGAGACAACUCGUGGGACGAAGUUGGAUCUGGUUUUCUUUGCUGACGCAAUGAUCCAUUUGGUAAAGAUCUGUCGAAUACUACGACUACCGAAGGGACACGCACUCCUAGUUGGUGUUGGGGGCUCGGGAAAGCAAUCACUAACAAAGCUGGCCACCUUCAUUGUCGGCUAUCAGAAUUUCCAAAUUACACUGACCAGAUCCUACAACGUGUCCAAUCUGAUGGACGAUCUAAAGAUCCUCUACCGUCUCGCGGGCCACGAGGAUAAAGGUGUAACUUUCAUCUUUUCCGACAAUGAUGUAAAGGAGGAGGCCUUUCUGGAACCCCUCAACAACAUGCUCGCCUCCGGUGAGGUGGCGGGGCUCUUCGCCCGCGACGAAAUCGAUGAGAUACUUAGUGACCUUGCCCAGCCAAUGAAACACGAGUGUCCGCGCGUACCACCGACCAAUGAGAACUUGUACGAGUACUACAUGCGACGAGUGUCGCGAAAUCUGCACGUCUGCCUCUGCUUCUCGCCGAUUGGACAAAAAUUCCGCACGAGGAGCUUGCGAUUCAAGAGUCUCAUUUCGGGAUGCACCAUGGACUGGUUCCAGCCAUGGCCGCGGGAAGCUCUGGUGGCGGUGUCUCAGCACUUGUUAAAGGGAUUUGACAUAGUUUGUAGAUCUGAAGAAGCGAUUAUCAAGUCGGUGCUAGUAAAUAUUAUGGGGAUGUUCCACCGCAUGCGUCGCCAGACCUACGUCACUCCCAAAUCCUACCUCUCCUUCGUCACCACCUACAAAUCCACCUACUCCACCAAGCGUGGUGAAAUAGACGCUCUAGCCAGUCGAAUGGUCUCUGGGCUGGAAAAGCUCUCUGAAGCGACGGAGGCGGUAAAUAAGCUCUCCGAGGGCCUCGUUGUCAUGGAGCGUGAAUUGGCAGCAGCCAAUCAAAAGGCGGAAGCCGUGCUCACCCGGGUAAAGGAGCAAGCCCAUGCUGCACAGGCUGUCAAGGAGCAGGUGCAGGUGGUGAAAGAUCGGGCAGAGAAGCUGGUGGAGGCAAUUAGCAAAGACAAGGGUAUUGCAGAGGAGAGACUAGAGGCGGCUAGACCUGCUUUAGAGGAGGCUGAAGAGGCACUGAAAACCAUUAAACCGGCUCAUAUUGCCACCGUUCGGAAGUUGGGCCGGCCACCACACCUCAUCAUGCGAAUCAUGGACUGUGUACUGAUUCUCUUCCGUAAGCCCCUGGACGCGGUCACUCCGGAUCCAGAGAAGCCAUGCCCCAAACCGUCAUGGACGGAGGCUCUUAAACUCAUGGGAAAUACCGCUUUCCUCUCUAAUUUACUCAAUUUUUCCAAAAUGGACGACUUCAAUCUUGAACAAGCCAAACGUGUUUGUGGUGAUGUUGCAGGUCUGUGUUCGUGGACCAAAGCAAUGGCCGCAUUCUUUGCAGUGAAUAAAGAAGUUAUUCCCCUAAAGGAGACUCGACUGGCCCAAGCCAAUGCAGAAUUAAGUGACGCCCAAGCACAACUGGACGAAAAGCAGGCUGAAUUGGAUCGAGUUCAAGCUGAAUAUGACAAGGCGAUGGCGGAGAAGCAGCGACUUGCCGACGAUGCCGAAGCCUGUCGACGCAAAAUGGCCAACGCUACCGCGCUGAUUGAAGGACUUUCCGGUGAAAAGGUUCGGUGGACAGAAGCGAAAGCCCAAUUUCAAACGCAGAUUGAAAACCUGGUUGGCGAUGUUUUGUUAGCCACAGCCUUCCUCUCCUAUGCUGGACCAUUUAAUCAAGAAUUUCGUAACCUCCUUAAUCAACAGUGGGAUAAUGAGUUGUCUCGAACUAGUAUUCCCCGAUCACCGGAUUUAAAUAUCGUCAGUAUGCUUGUGGAUAAUACAAUGCUAGGCUUGUGGAAUCUCCAGGGUCUACCUGGAGAUGAUCUCUCUAUUCAGAACGGGUUGAUUGUGACAAUGGCUAGUCGAUUUCCGUUACUCAUCGAUCCGCAAGGUCAAGGCAAAGCCUGGAUCAUCAACAGAGAGGCUGAUUCCAACCUUAUGGUGAGUUCACUGAACCACAAGUACUUUCGGAGCCACCUGGAGGAUGCUCUGUCACAAGGUCGCCCAAUGCUGAUAGCAGACGUGGGUGAGGAGCUCGAUCCAGCCCUUGAUCACGUUUUGGAGCGCGAUUUCGUACGCGUGGGCACUGGCUACAAGGUUCGAGUUGGUGACAAGGAAGUGGACGUGGAUGUAGAGGGCUUCCGGUUAUACAUCACUACCAAACUCCCCAAUCCGCUCUACAGUCCUGAAGUCUUUGCUCGAACCUCUACGGUUGAUUUUACCGUCACUCAGAGGGGUCUGGAGGAUCAACUGUUGAGGGUAGUCAUUCUGACAGAAAAGAAGGAACUUGAAGCCGAGCGAACAAGCCUGCUAGAAGAGGUUACCUCUAACAAACAAAAGGUUAAGGACCUUGAGGACAGCCUCCUUCUUCGUCUCACUUCUACGGAAGGUAGUCUAGUGGAGGACGAGUCCUUGAUCAAGGUUCUUCGAGUCACCAAGGCUACGGCAGAAGAGGUUCGAAACAAGCUCCUAACCGCCGCUGAGACCGAGUUGAAAAUCAAUACGGCGCGGGAGCAGUAUAGACCAGUGGCGACGCGUGGAUCCAUUCUCUACUUCCUCAUUGUAGAGAUGUCCAUGGUGAAUGUGAUGUACCAGACUUCGCUGCGUCAGUUCCUCGAGAGGUUCGAUCUCUCCAUGUCAAAGUCGCCGGGAUCACCGGUUACACAUAAACGGAUCAGGAGUAUCAUCGAUCACCUCAUGUUAGAUGUUUUUCGUUAUAUUGCCCGAGGGCUGUAUGAAAAGGACAAGUUCACCUUCACUCUACUGUUGGCAUUGAAGGUGGCUUUACAGGAGAAGAAAAUUUCCAUAGAAGAGUUUCAGAUAUUCAUAAAAGGAGGCGCUGCUUUGGACUUAAAUGCAGUUGAGCAGAAACCGCGACAGUGGAUUCAAGACAUGACUUGGCUUAACCUCGUUGAACUCAGUCGACUCUCAGCUUUCGCUAAUAUUCUUAAGGACAUUCCACGCAAAGAAAAGUCUUGGAAGCACUGGUUCGAUAGUGACUCUCCCGAAGACAACGUCCUUCCGGCUCCCUACGAGGUAGCCUUGGAGGGUCAGACCUUUCAACGUCUGCUUCUGGUGCGCUGUUGGUGUCUGGAUCGCUGCCUUCCUAUGUCACGACGUUUCAUCAAGGAGAUGCUCGGCGAAGCCUUCGUGGACCCCGUCAUCACGGACUUGGAGACGAUGGUACUGCAGGACUCAGACCCGCACACUCCACUUAUCUGCUUCCUCUCCAUGGGAUCGGAUCCCACAGAGAAUAUUGAACGACUGGCUAAACGCCGUGGGCUAGCCUACGGGGCAGUUUCGAUGGGUCAAGGUCAGGAGGUGCACGCCAGGCGGCUCAUCGCAGGUAGCAUGACUGAAGGCAAAUGGGUUCUCCUACAGAACUGCCACCUUGGUCUCAACUUCAUGGAUGAACUGUUAGAUUUGGGAAUCUCUUGGCCAACAAUCCGCUACAUGAUCGGUGAGGUUCAGUACGGUGGUCGAGUGACUGACGACUAUGAUAAACGUUUGUUGAACACCUAUGCACAGGUCUGGUUUACCGACCGCAUCUUCAUGGACGACUUCCAAUUCUACACAGGCUACGGUAUUCCAAAAGCACGGACUGUGGAGGAGUAUCAGACCCGAAUCUCCGAAUUGCCCGCUACUGAUUCACCCGAGUGCUUCGGUCUUCACCCUAACGCAGACAUCACGUGUCAAACGAACAAUGCUUUGGCUGUACUCACAACGAUUGCAAAUAUUCAACCCAAGGAUAGUUCUGGUGGAGGUGGUGAAACACGGGAGACCUUUGUCAAUAAAAUGGCUGAAGAAAUGCUCUCCAAACUGCCGCCUGAUUACAAUCCUUUCGAAGUGAAAGAGCUGUUACAACAACUGGACCAUCUCAAACCACUGCACAUCUGUCUGCGUCAUGAACUGGAUCGCAUUCAGCGGGUGAUAAGUUUGGUGCGCAGUACCCUGAGCGAUCUAAAGCUAGCCAUCGACGGGACGAUCAUCAUGUCGGAGAACCUGCGUGACGCUCUCGACAACAUCUACGAUGCUCGCAUUCCCGCUAUGUGGAAGAAGGUCAUUUACAUAUCGUGA